GUGUGAGAAGGAGGUUUUAAGGCAGGUAGACAACAUCCUGUUGUUCCGGCGCUCCUCUCUCUUUUCUGCACAGCUGGCUGAACUGGGAGUCAGGUGGUUGACUAGUGCCCCGGGCUGCAGCAGCGGCUCCAUCUCCUACAGUCCCAGGCCUCCGCCGGCUCAGGAGUUCCCCAGGCCAUGGACGCGGUGGCUGUGUAUCAUGGCAAAAUCAGCCGGGAGACAGGGGAGAAGCUCCUGCUUGCCACGGGGCUGGACGGCAGCUAUUUGCUGAGGGACAGCGAGAGCGUCCCGGGCACGUACUGCCUGUGUGUGCUGUAUCAAGGUUACAUUUAUACAUACCGAGUGUCCCAGACAGAAACAGGUUCUUGGAGUGCUGAGACAGCACCUGGAGUACAUAAAAGAUUUUUCCGGAAAAUAAAAAAUCUCAUUUCAGCAUUUCAGAAGCCAGAUCAAGGUAUUGUAAUACCUCUGCAGUAUCCAGUUGAGAAGUCCUCAGUUAGAAGUACACAAGGUACCACUACAGGGAGAAGAUCCUGAUGUCUUCCUGAAAGUACCUGAAGAAAAAUAAAACACCUUGUACUUUAUUUUCAAUAAUUUAAAUAUAUGCUAGGUUUUAUAUAUUGUAGAUAAUACAGUUCAGUGUGCUACAGAUGUAUUUCUAAAACCAUCAUAGUCCUGUAAUGGAAGCAACUUGCAUGAUGUGAAAGCUGAAAUGGACUUUGUUGGAUAUGAAGAGCUUUGACAUGAGGAUUGGGAAAGAAUAAUAAUUUUCAGAUUAUUUUCAGUUACUAUAUUUACAAAUGGGAAACCAUUUAAAACAUAAUAAUACUUUAUAAAAGAUUAAUGUCAAUUCUUGCCAAAUAUAAAAAUGAUCCUCCAUUUUUCUCAAAAGCUCCAUUUUUAGUGAAAUAUCGAUGGCUACUGAUUUGAGACUGUCUUCCUUGGUUAUGCGGCAGGAAGCUGGUUUGUGCCCCUAAGCUUUGUCACGUGCAUUCUACAUUAGGUAUUAUUCUCUCCACUAGCUAUGCUGUUGUAGGCUCUUUGGGGCUUUAUGGAGCUGUACAAUGUGCGCUAAAAGAAGUACUAGAUAAAUAGUGAAGAAUUUCUGUUUAAUUCUGAGAGCGACCUUCUUGCCUAGUGUUCUGCUGUUGGAUAGUAAAAUCCAUAGACCAAUCUGGAGUUUAAAAAUCCCGUAAUUGAAAACAUGCUGUACAGGUUUAUUAUAUUUGAUGAUAUAGGAUUUGAAAUCAUAUGAUAAAUCCAAUGAAGUGGGCUUUCCUACCUCUGCCCCAGUUGUUUCUACUCCGUGUGAAACCUCCUUUUGAAGGACAGCAGCAGCAGGAGCUCUCAGCCCUGGGCAUGAGUAGCUGAUUGACAAGCAGCCUCCCAAUUAGGUAGCCCUACAAAGACCACUGGAAAGUUUAUGGCUUUCAAGUUGACUUUUAACAAUUGCAAGUGAUUGCAACCAAAGUGAGAGCCCAGACUGGACACAGUGACAGGUAUUUGUAUCUUCUCACAUUUAUCUUUUUAUGACUCUUGUGAUUUGAUUAUGUGCCAAAUUGCUUCCGGGCUCGUAAAAUUAAUUCACUGGACAAACAAUGAGCACUGGGAUUGAGAAGUAAAAACACCUGGUUCCUGUGCUCAGGCAGCUCACUGUCUAGUUGGACAAGAAAACAAGAGCAAUGAAAGACCAUAAAAGAAAUGAACAAUGAGAAGACAAAAAUAACAAUAAAAGGUCAUAAGCAGAUGUUAAGUGAGGUUCCCAAUGUGUAGGCAGAUCUGUCUUUAGAGGAGAAGGAGGCAACACAAAUAGUCUGGUCCAUGGUCCAUAGGAAAGGGCUUUCACUGUAGACUAAUAAAUUGGAAUUCUGGGUUGUACAUUAGUUGGGGUGAGCUUACUUAAUAACUAGUGAACUACCUAUAGACAGAGCUACUCUGUGCUGGUAAGAUCUGAUUUCUGAGCAUUUAACAUGGAUGCUAUGGGAGUAUGAAGGUGGAGUAUAGCUACAAUAAUGCAUUGGGGCCAUUUACUAUUUAUAAAAAUAAAGUCACCACUUUAACUUGUGGAAUUUUGAAAGCUGACUUUCAAAAUAAAAUGCCAUCUGUUUAGAUAAUUUUAAAUUAUUUGUAGCUUGGUUUUAAAUUUU
Molecule: messenger RNA, 2147 nt
Organism: Manis pentadactyla (Chinese pangolin)
Lineage: Eukaryota; Metazoa; Chordata; Mammalia; Pholidota; Manidae
Gene: SH2D1A
Product: SH2 domain containing 1A
Exons: 4
Coding region: 178-537 (119 amino acids)
Biological process (GO): cell-cell signaling; cellular defense response
Cellular component (GO): cytoplasm
Source: RefSeq, a predicted model, not a curated record